ACAUUACCCAAAUGAACAUUUCUAUACAAAGGAAAGAAACAGAUAGAAACGCGAGGCGCCGCUGCCAGAUUUUGUGAUUGCAAGAUUCACUGCAUUUUAUCCGUUUCCAUUUUACUUUCCCGAAUAUAAAACCCCCUUUCGUAAAUUUGUUCAUCCAAUCAAAGUUUUCGUGGUUUCCGAUAGUUUGCAAUUUCAACUGGAUAGGUAGAGAUUCUGCUGAGUGAAUAAAUGAUUUCGUGGUUUUUCUCCUUGUAUGAUAGAGAAGGCAAUGCAUACUAUGCUACAUGUUCUGCUUCUUAUUUUGCUUUGCGUCUGAGUUUGGCUGCUGGGCUAUUUGAAGGGACAACAUCGGGGAUGGCCUUGCGGCGGGUGGAUAGAUAGAUAGCCGUUUAGCCAUAUAAUUGAAGUUUAUGUAGGAAUAAUGUUUGCAGUUCUUGGAAACUGAAGAAUAUGAUAAGCACGUUCUUCGGCCUUUUAGUGAUAUCAGGUUAUUGGUUUCCUAGUUUUCUCUUAAGAGGAUAAAGACUGCUAUUUAGUUUAUCAGUUUCACUCUAUUGCUAGGUAGUUAGUACAUCAAAUUAGAGGUUGUGGGGGUUGAGUAAAGAGUAAAACAAUCAUGGGCUUGCCUCAAGUUCCAUCAGGAAACGUAGUUGACGAAGUGUCAACUUCGGUGAGCUCAAUGAUGCAGAUAGCCUCGCGGUUUGGAGCUGCAGGAAGCUUUGGUGUGAGUGAGAGGUACAUUAGGCCGUGUAACAAUCGGAUGACUAAUGACUUUCCGAGCUCUUGCUCUUCAUUUGGAGAUCAAGCAAAGGAAUGUGGUACAGUUAGUUUGCAUCAAGAUGGUGUGCCCAAUUUGCAAAAAAUGAGGAUUGAGUCCAUAGACAAUACUAGCUUCUUGUUGCGUCAUGGUGGCAAGAACGUUCAGACUCCUGCUUCGAGGAUUGUGGGUUUUCAGCCUAACAAUCUGAUUAACUGUGUCAAUCAGUAUGAAGACAAGCAUCCUGAUAGCACUCAUUUGUCUAAUGGAAAUAGUGUAACUUGCAAUACAAAUGAUAACCCGAGUGCAAUGGUUAGGAAAAGACUACUGUCGCCUUUGAAUGGCAUGGUUCUGCCUGAUGGAUUUAGGGGCGAGCGUCUGGAAAUUGGGAACACAUUCUACCCCGAGGAUUUCCACUUAAGAGGUGGUAGUUACAGGGUUACCGUGAAAGAGAAUAAGAAAGCUCACAUAUGUAACUUGGACCAUGGCAGUCCUCCUAAUUGGUCUAUACCUAGUCCAUCUGAAGAAGAUUGUGAUGCCAACUGCAGGAUCAUCACCGAUGGGCCCUUGUUCAGUAAUCAUGGAUGUAUAUCUCAGAAUCUCCUCUCAUCAUACAAUGGUCUUACAUGUUCUAAUGGAAAAAUUGAAACACCCUCUAAGGAUAGAGCAGUGAGUAUAUCACGGGAUGCUUUUGUCUCCACUCCAUUGUCUCUAUCGCCUCUUGGACCGAGAUUUUAUGGGAGAAUAAGAAAUUCUCGAGGAUCUAGGGAUCCCAAACGAGAGUCUGACGAGAGCUGUAUAACCUUUAAAGACGUUGAACAGUCUCUUGAAGGAACUAUCUCGAGCUUUAUGUCGUCUCAUAGGGAUGAGAAUGUCAUCAUGACAAGCAGAGGGCCUGGCGAUGAUGAAUAUUUCUCGUUGAACUUUGAUCAAUUAUCACCGGAAAGUUUGAUAUCCAUUCACAGCCAUAAUAAAAAGUCUACUUCUCAAAAUGCAAAAUUCGGUAGAUCCCUGAGCGGGUUAUCAGUCAGAAGGUCGUUAGUUGGUUCAUUUGAGGAAUCACUGUUAUCUGGUAGGUUGGCUUCCGGAAUUUCCAACCAGAAAAUUGAUGGUUUCCUUGCAGUACUGAAUAUUACCGGAGGAAAAUUCUCACCUCAUCCCCAGAAACUUCCAUUUUCUGUAACUAGUGUUGAUGGUGAUAAUUACUUACUAUACUACUCAUCUAUAGAUCUUCCUGGGCAUUCAUCUUCAAACAAAUGUGAAAGCCCAAUAUUGAAGAGAAGCCUCAGUGAGAAUGGCUCCUCUGAUGACAAAGCUCGAUUGAAAAUACCUAUGAAGGGCCGGUUGCAAUUGGUCCUAAGCAAUCCGGAAAGAACACCAAUUCAUACAUUCUUCUGCAACUAUGAUUUGAGUGAUAUGCCAGCUGGCACAAAGACUUUUCUGAGGCAAAAGGCCACUUUGGCUGUGGAUAGAGGUGGGCAGAGAGACACUGGUGCAACAAAUGAGGGAUCAGUCCCCACGUUUUCGGUAUCAGGUGAUUCCUUAGAGCAGAGGGCACUUUGUACUGAUGCAUGCAGCUUGUUAGAGAAUAAUUGCAGGAAUAUAGAUAACAUUGCUUUCGGUUUGUCUGGUGAAAAAGAAAGUAAACCUGUAUGUUGCCACCCAGAGGUUAAUAAGAAUACUACAGGUUCUGGUGUUCUGCGGUAUGCCUUACAUCUCCGUUUCGUUUGCCCCCACUCGAAGAAGAGCUUAAAAAAUUGUAUGAAAUCUAAAUCUGGUGCAUCCCCCCUACCGUCAAGUGACAAUAUGGACAGUCAAGGAGAACGCAGAUUUUACUUGUACAAUGAGAUGAGAGUUGUGUUCCCUCAGCGCCAUUCAGAUUCUGACGAGGGCAAGUUGCAAGUGGAAUACGACUACCCCUCGAAUCCAAAGUAUUUCGAUAUCAGUCAGUAACGACCUUGGUUCGAUGAUUUCCCUAAUUUGGUUGUUUUGUAUAUAUUUGUACAUACAUGUCAUGUUGUAGAUGCUGAUAAAUGGGUUAUCAAAACCCACAUCACAUGUAAAUUCAUGCCAAAAACUUGUUGAUUGUGUUGUACAGAUUGCACAUUCAACAUCUAUUUAUCCACAAAAUAAAUUAAUCA
Molecule: messenger RNA, 2898 nt
Organism: Salvia hispanica
Lineage: Eukaryota; Viridiplantae; Streptophyta; Magnoliopsida; Lamiales; Lamiaceae
Source: RefSeq, a predicted model, not a curated record